Messenger RNA from Coniosporium apollinis CBS 100218, 1104 nucleotides. RefSeq lists its product as uncharacterized. The transcript has a single exon. Bases 1 to 1104 code for a protein of 367 amino acids. The record is from RefSeq and is a predicted model, not a curated record. Lineage: Eukaryota; Fungi; Ascomycota; Dothideomycetes.
AUGCCAUCGAUGUCGAGUAGCGAACUUGAGACGCUCUCACUCUUGCGCCCUGCGUCCAUAGCUGCUGUCUCUUGGGGUAGAAACCGGCUUGAUAUCUUCGGACUGGGAACGAACAGCAGCAUGUAUCACAAGGCGUGGGAUGGGAGAUGGCAUCCUUCACCAACCGAUUGGGAGCAUCUUGGCGGAACCUUCAACAGUCCCCCAGCUGCAGUUUCUUGGGGCUCUAACAGGCUCGAUAUCUUUGGGCUUGGCACCAACAACAGCAUGUAUCACAAAUGGUGGGACGGAAGAUGGGGUCCUUCCCCAAGUGACUGGGAACACCUUGGCGGGACCUUCAACAGCGCUCCUGCUGCAGCCUCCUGGGGUUCAAACAGGCUUGAUAUCUUCGGGCUCGGAACGAACAAUAGCAUGUAUCAUAAGUGGUGGGAUGGAUCGAACUGGGGCCCUUCUCGUACCGAUUGGGAACAUCUAGGAGGAACCUUUAAUAGCGCACCAGCUGUUGUCUCGUGGGUCCCAAAUAGGCUCGACAUCUUCGGCCUCGGAACGAACAAUAGCAUGUAUCAUAAGUGGUGGGAUGGAUCGAACUGGGGCCCUUCACGUACCGAUUGGGAACCCCUAGGCGGGACCUUCAAUAGCCCUCCAGCAGUAUGCUCAUGGGGUGCUAAUAGACUGGACAUCUUCGGCCUUGGAACCAACAACGGCAUGUAUCACAAGUGGUGGGAUGGAUCAAAUUGGGGGCCGUCACGGACCGACUGGGAGCAUCUAGGCGGAACUUUUAACAGCACACCUACAGUGGUGUCUUGGAGCAGGAAUCGAAUCGACAUCUUUGGCCUUGGGACCAACAACAGCAUGUAUCACAAGUGGUGGGACGGGUCAAACUGGGGACCAUCGCGCACCGACUGGGAGCAUUUAGGUGGAACUUUUACUAGCGCCCCAGUAGCGGAAUCCUGGAGCGACAACCGGUUGGAUAUCUUUGGGCUUGGGACUAACAACAGCAUGUACCACAAAGCGUGGGACGGCCGAAGAUGGCACCCGUCUGGUGGAGACUGGGAACAUCUUGGUGGGACCUUCAGAAGCUUCGGUCCUUUACGGGCUAGAUUGUGA